Messenger RNA from Annulohypoxylon truncatum, 1860 nucleotides. RefSeq lists its product as uncharacterized. Lineage: Eukaryota; Fungi; Ascomycota; Sordariomycetes; Xylariales; Hypoxylaceae. The coding region runs from base 1 to 1860 and encodes 619 amino acids. Gene Ontology annotation, cellular component: membrane. Gene Ontology annotation, biological process: transmembrane transport. The transcript has 5 exons. The record is from RefSeq and is a predicted model, not a curated record. Gene Ontology annotation, molecular function: myo-inositol:proton symporter activity.
AUGUCUGAGAAGGGUCAGGCUGAUGCCAUCGAGCCUAAGGGCGUCGAGGGCCACUACUUGGAGACCGGUGUCGACACUGCCGAGCAUGUCGACUUGAACGAGAACCUUGAAGCGAGGAUUAAGAACCCGCUCAAAGGCAUCCCCCGCGAGAAAUUGAUGCGCGACGUCGAGGCUUUCGCCCACGAGAAGAACCUGGUCGAGUACAUCCCGGUUCUGCGCAAGGGCGCGCUCGUCGCCCAGAACCCCAACGAUUUCGAGGACAUAGAUGGCGAGGAGGCCCUCGACGAAGUUGAGAAGACCGUCCUCCGCGAGGAGAUCACUCAUCGGUGGCGCAUGCCCGCGCGCUUGUUCCUAACCAUCGCGACCUGCUCCAUCGGCGCUGCCGUCCAGGGUUGGGAUCAGACGGGAAGUAAUGGUGCUAACAUCUUCUUCCCCGACUACUACGGUAUCGGUUCCAAGUCUGUCAGAGACGAAAUUCUGGUCGGUCUUAUUAACUCUGGUCCUUACAUCGGAAGUUCCUUCAUUGGAUGCUGGCUUUCGGAUCCUAUUAACAACUGGAUCGGUCGUCGUGGUGUCAUUUUCGUCUCGGCGCACUUUUGUCUCUGGCCUGUCAUUGGUUCUGCGUUCUGCCACACAUGGGGACAGCAAUUGGCUUGCCGUCUUCUCAUGGGUAUCGGCAUGGGUGUGAAAGCCUCUACUGUACCUAUCUACGCCGCCGAAAACGCUCCAGCUUCGAUCCGAGGUGCUCUGGUUAUGUCCUGGCAGAUGUGGACCGCUUUCGGUAUCUUCCUCGGAACCGCCAUUAACCUUGCCGUCUUCUACCACCCGCUUAACUGGAGACUGAUGUUGGGCGCUCCAUUCAUCCCGGCCGUCCCCCUAGUGUGCUUGAUCUACCUGUGCCCCGAGUCUCCGCGUUGGUACAUGAAGAAGAACCGAUACGCAGACGCCUGGAAGUCGAUGCUCAAGCUGCGGAACAAUUCGAUCCAAGUUGCCAGGGAUAUCUACUAUAUCCAUGCUCAACUAGCCAUCGAGAAAGAGAUCAUCAGCAAGACCAACUACAUCACCCGUUUCACUCAGCUAUUCACCGUACCCCGUGUGCGCCGUGCCAACAUCGCCGCCUUCACCGUCAUGAUUGCCCAGCAGAUGUGCGGCAUCAACAUCAUCGCGUUCUACUCGACCACCAUCUUCGUCAAUGCCAACUACACGCAAUUCCAGGCCAUGCUCUGCUCCUUUGGAUUCGGUCUCGUCAACUGGCUCUUCGCAUUCCCCGCUUUCUGGACCAUCGACACGUUCGGACGACGAUCGCUGCUUCUCUUCACCUUCCCUCAGAUGAUGUGGACUUUGCUCGCAGCUGGAUUGUGCACUCUGAUACCCGAGGGUAUGACGAGGACCGCCUUAGUCGCUCUUUUCAUCUUCAUGUUCGCCGCGUUCUACUCGCCCGGUGAAGGACCCGUACCCUUUACCUACAGUGCCGAGGUCUACCCCCUAUCCCAUCGCGAGGUCGGUAUGGGGUUCGCCGUCGCCACCUGUCUGUUCUGGGCCGCCGUCCUCGGCAUAACGUUCCCCUUCAUCCUGGAGAAGCUGGACACGGUCGGCGCGUUCGGCCUGUACGCGGGCUUCAACCUGGUGGCGUUCGUCAUGAUCUUCUUCCUGGUGCCGGAGACGAAGCAGCGCACGCUCGAGGAGCUCGACUACGUGUUCGCGGUGCCCAACCGCAAGUUCGCCGCCUACCAGGUCACCAAGGCCCUGCCCUGGUGGUUCAAGCGCUACGUCUUCUUCCAGCGCAGCGCCGUGCUCGAGCCCCUGUACCACAAGGACGACGAGGCGGAGCCGCACCACCACCUUCGCCAGAAGUCGUGA